Lecanosticta acicola is the source of this 1344-nucleotide messenger RNA. NCBI's taxonomy places the organism in Eukaryota, Fungi, Ascomycota, Dothideomycetes, Mycosphaerellales, Mycosphaerellaceae. The record is from the annotation of a GenBank genome assembly.
AUGGCGUGGCCUGGCGAUCUCGCAGGUACACUUGGCUCAAACACCGCGACGAGCGACGAGGUACUCGGACACUCCUCAAACUCUCUUCAACACCACCGCGUAGAGCAGUCUUCAGCCCUCCGACUAUCUUCUGCGCCUUCCAGUCUCCCACACGGGCACCCGUCAAAGGACGCCAGCAUGGUCCAGACCCGAUCACGAUCCCGAUACGCCAGCGCAUUCACGUCACCCCCAGCACCACGCACUCCUUUGAACGGCGUAUCAGACAGAUCAUCAGGGGAACAAGAGCCGGCCGGGAGAUGCAAGAUUGAGGGGGUGCGGAGGAGGGGACAUCUGACACCUGCAGCGGACUACCAGCCGCUAAGAAAGACGUCGGAUGAUCAAAGACGCCACGCUAGAAAGGCUGGAGUAAAUGCGAAUGGCCAUACGGUCCGCUCCAGAAGGCAUGUCGUUGAGAGUCGAGAGGAUAUAGACGAUCGGUCGAGUGAUCUCAUGACAAACGAGUGCAAGCUGGAGCAGUCUGAACCAGACAGCAUCGAGCCUACGGACGAGGGAUCUGCUGCUGGUGCCUUACGAGAGAGCACCAAGAGCAGCGCAACGCUAGAGCAGAACCCCGGCGUGGCUCGGUCGGAGGGAAUGGUGUCGCUGUCGCGAAAGUCAGCAUCUUCUGGACAGGAGUGUCGUCGCAACCGAAGAGCGCAUGGUGAAGCUGAGCCGCCCACGUCCCUCCUGGACUGCGUCGUGGAUUUGCCCUGGUACAUCAAAGCCGCCGUCGCUGUGGUACUCGUUGGCCUCACUGUCGUCGGCAUUCUGGAGUUGACAGGCCAACCAGACGUCAGUAGCGGUACUACAAGCAACAGAACCAAGUCCACGCCUGCUCCCGCCAGUAGAGAGGUACUGAAACUACAACACGCCACAAACGAGACCUGUCAAGCUGUCUCUCCUCUUCUGUCUCCAUCGCCUUGGGACGAUAUGUCCAGGUCUCCGGCCGAGCUUCUGCAGCCUGUUCUCGACCUUCUCAUCCCACACACCGCUCUCGAGCAAAUGACCUUUGCCGACCUCUGCCACAGUCCGACGGUUCGUACCUCGCUUCGUGCGCCCUCUGCGACGACCGCUCUGCAUAUUGUCCCCGCUCUGGAUCGCGCGGCUAUGCUCCUGAGAUCGAACGCUGCGCGGCUGCAGCUUGCGGCCACAGACAUGGAACCGGCAAGCCAAUCCGAACCCGCGAAUCGUCGUGUUUGGGAGCCGCCUUCGAUAGCCAUAAAGAAGCGUGCGGAAGCUUUUGGCAGACUGGCCGACGCUCUCGAGUCUUUAAGGAGGGUGGUCGUGGAUACGUCCUUGCUGUAA